AUGUCUUCACCAACGCCGGGAGCUGCGCCGGCUCCUACUUCACCACCAACAAAUCCUACGUCGCCGCCGCCUGCGCCUUCAGCAUCAACGCCACCUCCAGCAUCAACGCCGCCUCCUACUCCAACAACUUCUCCACCACCUGCAAGCCCAACUCCCCCAGCCACCUCUCCGCCACCAGCUUCAUCCCCACCACCACCUCCGCCUUCCAAUACACCUGCUCCAGUUUCUCCACCAACUCCUCCCGCCUCAACCCCACCUCCUACUAACUCCCCCACCGUCCCAACACCACCUUCUCCAUCUAGGUCUCCUCCCUCCCCCCCUUCGCCACCCACUGGUGGGAAUUCUCCGCCGGCUCCACCCGCUAGGAAUUCUCCUCCUGCACCGAGCAGUAUUCUGUUUAUAUGUUGUAAGAAGAAGAAAAGAAGACCCCAUGGCCCCCCAGAUUACUAUGUUCCUCCACCACCAACUGGGCACAAAGUUGAUCCCUAUGGCGGACAAGGUCAGAAUUGGCAGAGUAAUGCGCCGCAACCUGCGGAUCAUGUUGUGACAAUACCACCUAAACCUUCUCCACCACCUGCCGGCUUGUCAAGACCUCCUCACUCGCCCAUACGUGCUCCUUCACCUCAACCUCCCCCACCUCCAGCUCCUUACAUGAGCAGCAGCGGAGGUUCGGGUUCGAAUUAUUCUGGCCCUGAAACUCCACUUCCACCGCCUUCUCCCGGCAUGGCUUUAGGGUUUUCUAAGAGCACAUUUACUUAUGAAGAAUUAGCUAUGGCAACAGAUGGCUUCUCCGAUGCCAACCUUCUUGGGCAAGGUGGUUUUGGUUAUGUGCACCGAGGAGUCCUUCCGAAUGGUAAAGAGGUUGCAGUUAAGCAGCUUAAAUCAGGGAGUGGACAGGGGGAGCGUGAAUUCCGAGCUGAAGUCGAGAUCAUCAGCCGAGUGCAUCACAAACAUCUUGUUUCUUUGGUUGGAUAUUGCAUAACUGGGACCCACAGAUUGCUCGUAUAUGAGUUUGUUCAAAAUAAUACCUUGGAAUUCCACUUGCAUGGAAAGGGGAGACCUACAAUGAAUUGGCCCACACGGUUAAAGAUUGCUCUCGGGGCUGCGAAGGGUCUGGCAUAUCUUCAUGAAGAUUGUCAUCCAAAAAUUAUUCAUCGGGAUAUCAAAGCAUCUAAUAUUCUUUUGGAUUUUAACUUUGAAGCAAAGGUAGCAGAUUUUGGUCUUGCAAAGUUUUCUUCAGAUGCAGAUACUCAUGUCUCCACAAGAGUGAUGGGAACAUUCGGGUAUUUGGCUCCGGAAUACGCAUCCUCUGGAAAACUUACUGAGAAGUCCGAUGUAUUCUCCUUUGGAGUCAUGCUUCUCGAGUUGAUUACUGGUCGACGACCUAUUGAUUCGAAUCAAUCUUACAUGGAUGAUAGUUUGGUAGAUUGGGCACGGCCCUUGCUCACACGAGCUUUGGAAGAUGGAAACUUUGAUACCCUUGUUGAUUCACGACUACAAAAUGACUACAAUCAUAAUGAACUUGCUAGCAUGGUGGCAUGCGCAGCUGCUUGCGUUCGUCAUUCAGCAAGGCGUAGGCCACGAAUGAGCCAGGUGGUGAGAGCUUUAGAAGGUGAUGUAUCCCUGUCUGAUCUUAACGAAGGAAUUAGACCCGGACAUAGUACCAUGUAUAGUUCUCAUGGAAGUUCCGACUAUGACACAGCACAAUACAAAGAGGACAUGAAAAAAUUCCGCAAAAUGGCCUUGACCAGUAAGGAUUACGCCAGCAGUGAUCAGUACAGUAAUCCAACCAGUGAGUACGGGUUAAAUCCAUCGGGCUCGAGUAGCGAAGGUCAACAUACUCGAGAUAUGGAGAUUGGACUGGCUAAAAAGGACAGCCGAGGUUUCAGUGGCAGCUCUUGA
Fraxinus pennsylvanica is the source of this 1902-nucleotide messenger RNA. The record is from the annotation of a GenBank genome assembly. NCBI's taxonomy places the organism in Eukaryota, Viridiplantae, Streptophyta, Magnoliopsida, Lamiales, Oleaceae.